Penicillium verhagenii is the source of this 834-nucleotide messenger RNA. Its product is annotated as putative plasma membrane ammonium transporter (Ato3). Gene Ontology annotation, cellular component: plasma membrane. The transcript has 4 exons. The coding region runs from base 1 to 834 and encodes 277 amino acids. Gene Ontology annotation, molecular function: acetate transmembrane transporter activity. The record is from RefSeq and is a predicted model, not a curated record. Lineage: Eukaryota; Fungi; Ascomycota; Eurotiomycetes; Eurotiales; Aspergillaceae.
AUGUCCGACGAGAAUGUCAGCGACAAGAAUGAUAUCUCCACGGUGGAGAUGCUGCGUCGUUAUCAGACCGCGGAUAGUGUUUUGCUUCCUAUUCCGCGCGACGCCUUUGAGAAAUUGUAUCUCAGUCCAAAGUUGCCUGCCGCAGGAAACUUGCGUCGGACAUUUGGUAACCCGACGCCAAUCUCUUUGAUGGGAUUCUUGCUCGCUGCGACUCCAGCUGCGAUGGAGACAAUGGGCUGGCGAGGCUCUGGUGGCUCCGGUGGUGCUAUAUUGCCCGUUUUUAUUUUCUUUGGUGGAAUGGUCCAGAUUUUCGGUGGAAUUGGAGAGUGGAUUAUUGGAAACACGUUCUCUUGCGCUCUCUUCUUCACAUACGGUACCUUCUGGAUUGUCCAAGGCACAACUCUGAUGCCCUUCUUCGGGGUAGGCACCAACUACUCGACUACCGGUAACACACUUGAGGGUUCUAAAACGCCGGAGUUUGUAGCUACUGUCGGUCUAUACUAUGUCAUUCUGAGCCUCCUCACAUUCGUUUACUUGAUCUGUUCGAUUCGCACAAAUGUGUGCCUCUUUCUCGCCUUGUUCCUUCUCGUCAUCACGUUUUCCUUGACCGCAGCCACAUACUUCCAAAUGGCCUUGGGAAAUGCGGCUGCUGCGGCAAAGUUACAAAUGACUGCGGGUGCCUUCAAUUUUGCGCUUUGUAUCCCUAUCUGGCAUAUCUUCAUUGCACAGAUCCUGGAGGCCGUUGAUUUCCCCUUUGCACUCCCAGUGGGUGAUUUGAGCACCGUAAUCCUGGGGAGGAGCCAGCGAGCUCGGCAACGGGAAACGCAGACUUAA